AUGGCGCUGAAGGAGAGCGGCGGCGCGGCCCCCAUCCUGCCCAUCAGCGCCGUGGUGUCCUCCUCCUCCUCCUCGUCGGCGGCCGAGGGGGGCUGCGCCUUCCCGGAGGUGGUGGAGCUGAACGUGGGCGGGCAGGUGUACGUGACCAAGCACGCCACGCUGCUGAGCGUGCCGGACAGCACCCUGGCCCGCAUGUUCGCCCCGCGCCGCGGCGCCCCGCGCGAGCUGCCCCGCGACAGCCGCGCGCGCUUCUUCAUCGACCGCGACGGCUUCCUGUUCAGGUACGUGCUGGACUACCUGCGCGACCAGACGCUCGCGCUGCCCGACCACUUCCCGGAGAAGGAGCGCCUGCUGCGCGAGGCCGAGUUCUUCCAGCUGGCCGAGCUGGCGCGGCUGCUGGCGCCGCGCGGGGCCCGGCGGGGCUCGCUGCACGACGAGGGCUGCCCCAGCGACCCGGACGACGGGCCCGAGCCCCCGACCCCCGCCGCCGACCCCCGCCCCGGAGAGCGGCGCGCCGGCUUCCUCACCGUCGGCUACCGCGGCUCCUACGCCGCCGGGCGGGACGGCCAGGCCGACGCCAAGUUCCGGCGCGUGCCCCGCAUCCUGGUGUGCGGCAGGAUCGCCCUGGCCAAGGAGAUCUUCGGCGAGAGCCUCAACGAGAGCCGCGACCCCGACCGGCCCCCCGAGAAGUACACCUCCCGCUUCUACCUGAAGUUCACCUACCUGGAGCAGGCCUUCGACCGCCUCUCCGAAGCCGGCUUCCACAUGGUCGCCUGCAACUCCACCGGCACCGCCGCCUUCGUCAACCAGUACCGGGAGGACAAGAUCUGGAGCAGCUACACCGAGUACAUCUUCUACAGACCGCCUCAGAGAACAGCCUCCCCCAAGCAAGAACACGAAGACAGAAAGCAUGGGAAAAUCGCAGACAAAGGAAGCGAGAGUGGAACCUCCUGCAACGAAUUGUCCACCUCUAGUUGCGACAGCCACUCUGAACCAAGCACACCACAGGAAAAUGCGGCUACCUCCCAGCCAGCCACUGGGCACCAGCCAAAUACGCUAACUUUGGAUCGGCCCUCUAAGAAGGCCCCUGUGCAAUGGAUGGCACCUCCAGACAAACGCAGGAACAGUGAACUUUUUCAGACUCUCAUUAGCAAGUCCAGAGAAACAAACCUUUCCAAAAAGAAGGUGUGUGAGAAGCUGAGCACUGAAGAAGAGAUGCAGAAAUGCAUCCAGGACUUCAAAAAAAUCCACAUUCCAGAUUGUUUUCCUGAGCGCAAGCGCCCUUGGCAGUCUGAACUGUUACAGAAAUAUGGGCUAUAGUCUUUUCAGUAUUUCUUGACAUAUCAAAUGGUGCGUUCAGUGUUUAUUAAGUUGCCACUUUAUUACUGAUGUACUUCUUCUUUCCAGUCUACUCUGAGGUAGACCGAGUCAU
Molecule: messenger RNA, 1432 nt
Organism: Euleptes europaea (tarantolino)
Lineage: Eukaryota; Metazoa; Chordata; Lepidosauria; Squamata; Sphaerodactylidae
Gene: KCTD8
Product: potassium channel tetramerization domain containing 8
Exons: 2
Coding region: 1-1320 (439 amino acids)
Biological process (GO): protein homooligomerization; regulation of G protein-coupled receptor signaling pathway
Molecular function (GO): protein binding
Source: RefSeq, a predicted model, not a curated record